Molecule: messenger RNA, 5848 nt
Organism: Bombus impatiens (common eastern bumble bee)
Lineage: Eukaryota; Metazoa; Arthropoda; Insecta; Hymenoptera; Apidae
Product: lateral signaling target protein 2 homolog
Exons: 6
Coding region: 278-4000 (1240 amino acids)
Cellular component (GO): early endosome membrane
Molecular function (GO): metal ion binding
Source: RefSeq, a predicted model, not a curated record
UCUGUGCUCAUCAGUCAGUUAGUCUUACGGACGCGCGAUUCACGUUUGACGUUUAGUUUCGGAUGUGUAGUUCGACCGAAUUCGUCGAUGGUCGUAUGUUUGAUGGUGGUACUUGACGAAAGAACUCGAAUUCGUAUGCGGUUGGCUGGUGUCUCGUGGUGUGACGCUUUCUGGUAAGAUUGUAGUGGCACGUUUCGCUAUGACGCAAGUGCUUUGGCCGCAAGAGGCGCAGUGACGACUCGCCCGUGAGCCUGCCGACAUCCUCGACAGCCCUACGAUGGAGUCGAUCAGAAAAUGGUUCUACAGGCCUAAGAGGGACGACACGAGCUUGCUCGCUCAGUUUUUCUACGCGGACGAGUCUUUGAACGCGGUCGCUUGCGAGUUGGACUCGUUCGAUGGUCGUCAGGAGCCAGAAAGAUGCACCACGUUGGUCAACCAGCUGCGCCACUGUCAGGACAAAGUGUUAACGAUAUGCAGUCAAAUAAUGGACGAUCUGAUUCCGGAGAGCAGGGCGAACCGAGACUUCAGGGUGAAAUUUCCUGACGACGUGAUGCAGGAGAAUCUCGCUGGACAGCUGUGGUUCGGAGCUGAAUGCUUGGCAGCUGGGUCCUCGAUCAUGAACAGGGAGGCUGAAAGUUCAGCCAUGAGACCGCUGGCAAGGGCUUUGACUAAGUCGUUGGAUAUCGUCAGGAAUUUGCUCAGAGAGCACGCGUUAAAAGGUCACAUGAACCUGAAGUACCUUUUUCAGACGCAAUACCCGUUGGACCCAUCCCUGGAGAAGCUGAUCGAGUCGUUAAAGAUCUUCGACCGGUUGUUCGCUGAUUUCGAGCUGUGCUAUGUGGGCGCCAUGGUGCCAGUGAAAUCGACGAAGGAGUACGAGCAGCAGGAGCUCGUUUGCGUUUUAUUUUCGGAGACUCUGCAAAGAGCUCUCGAACGUGGAUUGCUCAGCCAGGCCGAUGUAGAUAAUUACGAGCCGGCUCUGAUGUUUACUAUUCCUCGUUUGGCGAUUGUUUCUGGCCUCUUGGCUCCGCCUGGAGGCCCUCUGUGCCUCAAUUCCCCCGACAACAUCAGCGAAGUGUUUAGACCUUUUAGGUCGCUUCUCCUAAAAAUAAGAGAACUUCUUUGGACGUUAAACAACCGCGAGCUUUACAUGCUGGAGAAACUGCUGUGCUCAAACGAGGAGCCGCCGGGUCCCAUCACGCAGUCGUCAAAGUCGUCCGCGUGCCAGGACAUUCCCGACCUGGAGGAGUUCGUCCACAAUUUUUAUACCGGUUAUCCGAACUGUAAAGACUUCAUCGUAGAUUUUUACACAGUGACGAGAAACACGGGGAACAAUAUGGACGAGGUGGCGGACGACGUGGUUCAAAUCUUAGAGGAAGAAAGCCGUUUGACAGAAGGGAAUAGCGAUCAGGAGGUGGAGGACCGGGGAACAAUGAUAGAAACCGGGCCUAAUCGCUUAAACAUAUCCGUGAACGGAUACGAAGAGGCUGUGAGGUGUAACGGUAACACGAGGACAUCCAGUGAACGAGAAAGUGUUGGUGACGAAGUGCAGUAUCAUAUUAAAAAGCCAGCUAGCUCUUCGAACAGCAGUAGAUACUUAUCUUGCGACGAUAGUCCUUGCUCCAGAAGAAUAGAAUGUCCCGCGAGUCCUGUUUCAAUGGUAGAUUCGAUGGUGGAGCAGGUUGUUCCAGAAGAUAGUGUUUCGAGCGUAAACGAAAAUAGAUGCGGCGAACAAUUACACAAACAGCAAGACGAAUUUAUCACCUCGGAUAUCACCGAGAUUUUAGGCAGCUCUGAUCAUCACAUCGAAAUCCCUCAAACGCAGUACCUGCUGAACCAAGUGUCGCACGAGAACAACGUGACUGGUGAGACGGUACACAUUCAAAACUCUUUGCCUGACUUGGAUUCGAAGAAGCUGAUAUCCGAGGCGAAUAAAACGUUAUCGAAUUUGUUGCUGGAUGGAGAGUGUCAGAACGAGAUCUCCGAGCAGACUGACUCGGGAAUUUGUACGGUGAUUUCGUCAGAGAAUACCAGUUUGUACGAUAAAAGUCCCGAAGAGAAGAAGACUUUCGCCAACGAGAUCCAAGAGGACGAGCACGGAUUAGAUGACGAAGAUACGCAAGAGAAUACCAGUUAUUCUUGUUCCAAUUUGAAUUCACCGAAGAGAAAGAGCUCCACGAUAUCGGAUAACUCGUGCGUCUGUAGUCUAAGAAGCGUGAAGACAGUCGCGUCGUUGGACCACUCGAUCGAGGUGCACAAUCUGCACGCGGCCAACACAGAGGCUGUGAAAAACAUUCCACGAAUAUCGUCGAACUUCGAUGGGACGAACGAAGAGUUCGUUGGAGUCGCGUACGGCAACGGGCAGAUUUCCGUCUGCGACUCGAACCAGUCUAGCUUUCAGAUCAAUUAUUCAGAAAAUUGGGAAAAUCUGAAUUUAAGCAUUGACGCGUCUACUUCAAGGAAAGAAUUCUGGAGCGACCUGAAAUGUGAAAACUGCCCGUCCACGUCGCAGAAUAUUGAGAAGAUCGGCUCGAAGAUCGAGCAGUAUACCCAGGAUAAGAUGACAACGUCGAAGAAAAUGAAGGACGAGAAGCAGAAGAGACGGCAUCAACGUAAACACGAACGGAACGGGCAAAGACUUCAUCACGGGAUACAGGAGAGCAGGAUGCAGAACUUCCAAAACGUACGCUCGUCAGCGAGCACGGAGAGCUCCAGAUCAAACUCGACGGAUCGUUGUUUGAAUCCUAGGCUGAUCAGUUACGGAGCAAGUCUGCAUCCCAGCCAGAACACCAGGCAGAUGCCUAAUUUUGGAAGCAGCCCUCACGCUAGUCCGCGAUUGCAGCACUUCGAAACUCGCAGCACGCCUGGAUCAGGCCAGAGGACUUCUAGUAUCGCUUCCAGAGCUCAGAGAAACUCGUCUCCGCAAAAUAGAAAGCUUCUCGACCAUAGGAGAUCUAGGUCAGAGCAAAUUAUCAGAAUGAAGAGGAGAGACUUUGAAAAGAGAGACAAGUACGAACGAGCUAAUCCCAGGUCGGAGCAGACCAAGAGAAAAUUAGGAAAUAGAAGUCCUAAUGAACUGAUGAACGAUGGUUUGGGACCAAGAACGGAUAAAAGCGGCCUGGCUAACGAGAUAAUCUCGCCGGUCACGAUGCAGACCGUGUCGUAUGGAAUACAAAAAGACAAUAACACGCAGAGAGCCACGCGAGCUGUGAGGUUGGUGAACGCAUCCACAGUUCAAGGGACGCAGUCGGUCAGUUCGGAUCAUAUCCUGGUUCAUAAGCCGGAUGUUGGGUCCAGUUCGAGCUGCUCGAGUUGCUGUGACUCAAGCUCGGAAACCAGCGAGUUUCAGAGCGAUUGUCAGGACGACGAGGAGAUAGCCUUGGCUAUGCAGGCCGCUGAGAUUGCGAACAAUUACAAGAUUCGAGCGAAAUUUCGGUCAUCCGAGGAUCUCGUUCAUCGUUUAUUCGUUUGUAUAGCCGGUGUGGCAGAUCAAUUGCAGACCAAUUUCGCAUCGGAUCUGCGCAAUAUUUUGAAGUGUGUGUUCCUGAUGAACAGUAGUCAAACCGUAGAAGACGGUGAGAUAAAGGAUGAAAGUUCAGUAUCUGAAAAUCAUGUGACAAGUCCGUUGAAUGAUACGGUUACAAAUCAUGAUCGACAGGAUUUAUUACAAGAAUACGAGGACGAUUUGGAAGAGACUGCCAUCACCACCGAUCAUAAUACGUCGACCAUAACCGAGCGUGGCGAGGAGUGUGUGGAGAGGGCACCAGCUUGGAUACCGGACAACGACGCGCCUCGUUGUAUGGCGUGUCAAGCAGGGUUCACGGUGGUGAGACGCAGACACCAUUGCAGAAAUUGUGGCAAGGUGUUCUGCGGUCGUUGCAGCAGUAACAACGUUCCCCUGCCCCGUUAUGGGCACACGAAGCCUGUCAGGGUAUGCAACAGGUGUUUUCUGUAUCAGGUGACGCCGUUCACGGUGUCCCCAGUGACGCCAGCGAGCUGAGCUUUGGAACAACGAGGUGUGUGACGAGGGUGAAUGAUAGAAAAUGAAUCGUUUACUUGGUAUUUUAAAAUGUUAGGCCCGUUGUCGCGCGCCCGCGGAUCGUUGCAUCCGUUUCCUUUUCUUCUAACUAUUAUAUAACGAUCGAAAAUAGGUAUCUUUCGAGGUUUGCCUCUCUAAAGCCCGCUCUAUACGUUGAAACAUGUCGUUAUGCAUGAAAUUUUUCAUGAAAUUUUUAUCAGUUUCAGUUUACCUUUGCGAUCUUCUUGCACGUGAUACGUUGAAUUUGCGACGUGAUACGUUGAAUCAUGUGGUUCAAGGUGUCUGGUUAGUUUCCAACUCCAGUAUUAUUCUCAUUAGUAAGAAGUACGUUGACCGUAAGAAAUAAAAAAUUAAAGAAGAUUUCUUUUGGAAGAAAAUUUAUUUCUUGCAAAAGUAUGUUCGGAAUCCUGAUUUCUGCAUCGAUACAAGUUCAUUUUGAUACCGAUUCGCCAAUACAGAUCUACGUAUAUCGUAAGAUAUAUCGCGAAACGUAGAUGUGGAUAUCCAUAUAUAUGCGUCGCAACGCGUUUCAAAAUUUCAACGUAUAGAGCCUCCUUCAGGAUAAAUGUUACAAACACGGAGUAUGUUAACAAAUGUUUUGGUCGAUGGUGUGUACUUUCGAUUUUCAUUUGGUUUGGUAUAUUUGGAGAAUGAAGAAAAUUCAUGGUAAUAUUUGUGUUCUUUUUUUUUUUAUUUGAGAAUAAAAAUUAAGCGAACAUAAAUCGGGAAUGUUCUUCGUUGAAAGUUAAUCGGAGAGAAUCGAUGAAGAUCGAAGGAACGUUGACAUUACUUAGUCGUUUUUUGCGCUAUUUGUAUACUUACGUGCACUUAAAACCGUACAGUUAGAGUAUAUGUAUAUCGGCGCCCAUCGCUAAUAUUUUUACACGAUGUGAUCGGACGAUUCUAAAGGAGCUAAUUUCCAAAAGCAGUUGUACCAUACUUUAAUCUUACUUGCGCGUAUAGGUGAUAAGGAAGUAUUCAGAAACGAACGAAAGAAACAAAAAAAAAAAAAAAAAGGAGAAAAGAUAAGAAAGGAGAUUCGCAAUUCUUGCUUUUAAUUUAGGACACGUGCAAUUAUAUCACACAGAGUAUUCCCUGUAUUUCGUCUCUGUUCCCUUUUUAUUUUUCCUUUAUCUUCGUCCGCGUUCCGUUUUGAAUUUUAUCUUCUUCCACUACGAGUGUUCACUUAAUAAUAACGGAUAAUAUAUAUAAAUACGCAAUCGAACAUCUCGUUUCAUCGUGUCAUACUUUACCCGCACGAGAAUCGUUAGUUUUAUAUUUUAUCAGAGAAUUCGUUGUAGAAUGUUCGAUAUAACUUCAAACACGAGAGCAAAAAAUGUGAGGACAUAUGUGAAAUAUUGUCCAACAAUAUCAUUAUUUUACAUUUUUCUAAAUUUAUAAAUCUGUUAUAUUGUAAAAUAUUGAUUUUAUCGUGAAUGUACUGUAUAUAGUAUUAUUGAACGAGUAAUAAUAUUUUAUAAACAUUGCCAGUUAAUAUCCUUUAAAAUAUUUAGUUGUAGUAGAAUAGUUGUUAAUAAUUAUUUAAAUAUUCAUAACGCAUAUGAAUGAUCUACACAAAUAUUUCUUUAUGAGAAGUUAUAUCUACAUUUUAUAACACAUUUGUAUAAGUAUAGUGCAAUUCGUAUUCUUGAUUAGAUCGGACUAAAUCGGUUUGUAAAAGGGGGAAGAUUAUUGUCAGAGUCAUCUAUAGACUAUACUGGAUGCGACGAGUUUUAUGGUACAAGCGAGAACAGAGUGAUUCAUAGUGUAAGAAUUUGUUGAAAUUUUGAAAUAAACUUUGUUACAAGA